Molecule: messenger RNA, 1210 nt
Organism: Trametes versicolor FP-101664 SS1
Lineage: Eukaryota; Fungi; Basidiomycota; Agaricomycetes; Polyporales; Polyporaceae
Exons: 2
Coding region: 48-932 (294 amino acids)
Source: RefSeq, a predicted model, not a curated record
CUCCUCUUCUCCGCCCCCCAUCUCGCCACUCUGCUACGCCCGUCAUUAUGUCUGCCAGCCCCGCCCCCCGAAAAUCGAAUAACGUCGCGACCUUCGCGGGUGCGGUGGGCGGUAGCGUCGGCUUGCUUGCGGUUCUUGCGCUCUCGCUCGCGAUCAGCAUAUACCGUCGGCGGGUGCGCGCGGCGCGCAGGGAUCGCCACUUUCGACAGACCCAAAAUGUCGACUUCGACGCCGAGUCGUUCCACACUGAGGCGUCCGAGGAUAGCCCGCCGAUGGCAGGGCCUGCACCGUUCGUCCCUCGCUACUUCCCUGGCACGGUCGUGCCCGCCCCCCCACCACCGUACUCGCCGCCCUCAGAGCAGACACAAGCACUGCUCGCAGGCGCAUCACCCAUCUCAUCACCGCUGUGGGCUCCCCCGCGGUUACCAGCCCCAGGCGAGGAUACCUCGUACGCGGACAGGCCGCCUCCCACGCCGCCUCCAUUGCCAGAAGACGGCUUCGAAGACUACUUCGCCUCGCCCUCCUUCCCGCAAUCCAUCUCCUCCCCUAUACCCGCGAUGCUGGCUGGCUACGCACCUGUUUCGACGUCUGCGCCGACGAGCGCAUCCCCCGUUCCCAGACAUGCGAACGGACCAGAGUCACGAGGGGUGUACGCGACGGCUACCCCACCGACACGACCGCGCGAGGACUCUGACAGCUGGUCGCAGCGGAGCGAUUGGUCCGACCGACCACCAUCGUUCGCAUCGCAGGCGCCGCCGCUGAUACCACUACCGCCGCCACAGCCGCAAGAAGGGAGCCAGGGCCAGGGAGACGGAGGGAUGGAAGGCGGCGCGCAGCGGCAGGAACAGCUGGUGGUGGAGGAACAGCAGCAGGAGCGGCAGCGGACAUCUGAUGAAGAUCGGAACUCUGUACGGUCUGCGCGGUCACGGUGAUACAUGACACUACGGUACUCGUUCGUUUAUUGGAGCCUCGCCGACUCUGGACAUCGGCGCACGUCCGCCGCCCAGCACACGGCCGCGGCAGCACACACUUACGCAUGAUCAUCACGGAUGUAUCUUAGUAGACCAGAGCCACGACCACAUCGCACGCAUCGACUUUCUUUAUUCGCAUAACAUGUAUGUACAGCUAGGGUCGCCGUGGGCGGUGGGCGCGCGCAGCCGGUGGGCGCGUGGGUGGUAUAGCAUUGCGUAUGUCAUCGCCGCGAUGCCCG